Molecule: messenger RNA, 2312 nt
Organism: Planococcus citri (citrus mealybug)
Lineage: Eukaryota; Metazoa; Arthropoda; Insecta; Hemiptera; Pseudococcidae
Exons: 7
Coding region: 80-2125 (681 amino acids)
Source: RefSeq, a predicted model, not a curated record
CACUCACGCACGUGACCGUGAAAUAAAAAAUGUGGAAAAAGGAUAAAAAUCACCGCAGUUUUUAGAAGAAAAGGAUCAAAUGGACCCAACAACGUAUAAAAAUAUACAAUUACAAGAUGAAUUACUCCAAAGUCAAGUCUUAUUCAGCAUCAAAGACGGUAUCCAAAUUGCAUUCCGCACCGAUGAAGCCACCGCUAGAAAAUUGGACGAUGAUGAUGUUUUGAAAUGUUAUCUACGAGCUGUGAUACAAGGAAAGUUACUUUCACGUUUCGGUAUCGACGACUCGACGAAAAUCGAUACACUCGACAGAUCGGGAGUUUUCGAUGAAAGUAGACCCAUCGCAUAUCUGAGUAUUGCCGUUGGACCCUCCAAACUUGACCAAGGUGUAGAAGAAUUAGCUUGCUUCGAAACCGACGAACUAGGACAGCAACUCGAAGCCGAAGAAGAACCUAUCAUCAUCGAAGACACGUCCAAUUCGUGGAUCUCAAAUCAACAAGUACCAGAAAUAGUCGCAGGUCCGACGCUACGAUGGAAUUCCGAAAUGACCAGCCAACUGAUCCAAAUCAGAGGCGACAUGGAUCGCGAAUUCAACCGAGCCAAGUACAAAUUCCGCCUGUGGGAGCAAGUAGCUCACAAGUUGAACACCACCCUUCUCAACGUCAGCGUAUCGGCCAAAGACUGCGACGAUAAAUGGCGCAAUAUCGUCGCCACGUAUCGUAAAAAUAUCGAUAAACUCAAACAGUUCGGCGAGAGUAACGUCAGAUGGGAGUAUUUCAACGCGAUGGAUAAUAUUCUCAAAGGCAGCAAAGACCUCGCCGAUCCAACCAACGAUAACAACAACGGCGAAAGAAUGGCUAAAUUAAGAUACUCGCUGGACGAAACCUUUAAUCACAAACAAACCGGCUGUAAUACAUUAAUGUCCACCGACGACGUCGAAAUCGUCGACAUCGGUGAUACUGCCUCGGACGAAGAGAUGACCUACGCAGAAGACGAAGAAUGCCCUCAAAACUCCAUCAUCACCAGAAAAUUUACCAAUGAAAGACGUAUAUGGACGACUGAAAUGUGCCUAAUGUUAUUCUAUCUGCGCUGGAAAGCGGAUUCGAAAUUGUUAGAAAAUUACGACAAAGAUCAACUAUGGAGAUCCAUUGCUGGUGAAAUGAACGCCAAAUUCUUCACCGAUUUCAACGCCGAAGAAGUAGAAUCGGCUUGGAAAUACUGCCUGAUGACUUACGAUACGAAUUUAGAGAACCUGAAAUCCAAAGGAGUGAAUACCGUCAAAUGGAAGUAUUUCGCUGUGAUGGACGAGUUGAGAGGAGGCACUAGCGAAAUAUCCGAUAUCUGCGUACCUCGACCGGGUGAAAAAAUGCUCAGAAAAUUCAUCAAAAUUAAAUCCAAUAACGAAGUGUCCGAAUCGUUUAUACUUCCGGAUAACGACGUUUUAAGUUUCUCAAACGCCAACACAGUAACCGAAUCGAUGAAAGACAGCGACAGCGAAGACGCAACCUUCACCUUAAACAGUAGCACCAUCUGGACCAAAGACAUGGUCAAAACGUUAAUCUUCCUCAAAAAACAAAUCAACGAAGACAUCUCCUGCGCUAAAAUAUCUCGCAAAAAGCAAUGGCUCGUCAUGGCUCGUCGUUUCAGAGCGCUGAAAAACAUCAAAUUAACCGAAGAAGCGUGCGAAGAAAAAUGGCGCAACUUACUGCGAACCUACAAGAAAAACCUACUAAGGGUCAAGAACCGUGGAGCCACCGUGAAAUGGCCAUUUUUCUGGCAAAUGCGAGAUAUCGUAGGGAACAGCGUGUUACACGAUACCGAUAAUAAUAAAAGACUGCUUUCGGAUAAUUUGUCGUCUAGAUUGAGCACCGCUUCUACGUCGUCUAUGUCCAAGCUACCGGUAUCCGGUAUCGGUAUGGGCGGCGAUGACUACGACGACGAAGAUAUGCUCGAUGAUCGAACCAGUAUCCAACUAGAUACGCUGUUAACCUCGGUCAACGACUUGAGGCAUAAUCAAAAUAGAAUACUUCACGAAAUGGAUACGCACAAGAAAGCUUUGCAAGAAGUACAACAGGAGCAAGUUAACAUCAAGUGUUUACUAACGCAGCUGCUGCAGAAGUUCACGUGAUAAUGAUUUUAGUCUCGAUUUUAUAUUUUUCAUGUACCCGGGUUCUCUCAUUUUAUUUAUUUUUUUUUUCUUCAUGUACUCUGUGUUCGAUUUUAUUUUUCUUUCUUCUUUGUCACUUUCAAUGCUUUCAUUGUGUCAUGUCAUGUCGUGUAGUAAAAUAAAUGAUCAUUUUUUUACGUUUUCAGAA